Messenger RNA from Nasonia vitripennis (jewel wasp), 2623 nucleotides. Its product is annotated as caspase-1. The record is from RefSeq and is a predicted model, not a curated record. NCBI's taxonomy places the organism in Eukaryota, Metazoa, Arthropoda, Insecta, Hymenoptera, Pteromalidae. Gene Ontology annotation, cellular component: cytoplasm. Bases 424 to 1278 code for a protein of 284 amino acids. The transcript is spliced from 3 exons. Gene Ontology annotation, biological process: apoptotic process; proteolysis.
GUAAAUUCUGAAUUCCCACUUAGUAAGCGUCCCCCCCGUAACUGUACUCACACAGUUGUGUAAAGCCCAGCAGUACAACCAGUGCAUAGCCGCCUGUUAUUAUACUAUCACCCAGUCCACUUUGGAGUUCGUUGUCCGAAGACGCGCGAGCAUAAGCGAAGGAGACCCGAAAGAGCGCGAAAGAUUUCGCUAGUGACCGCAACGUCGAUAACAUAACGAGCGAUUAGUCAGCGUGUAGAAAAAAUAGAACUCUGAGACUUAUUCGUAUUUUAUUGCGCCCCUCUACAGUCCGGGAGCCAGUUUCGAGCGUUUCCUCGGCUGGUGGUGCUCGCUCAUCCUUUCGUCGCGCAGCCUGUGUAUAUUUAGAAAAAAUACACUUUGCUUCCUUUUUCUACUCCGCAAAGGUCGCGAGUGAUCAACACAAUGGGCGACACUGACGUUGCUGACGCAUUCGGCUGUACCAGAAACAGCGUUGCUCCUAUCAACCAAAUUCGCUCUGCUCCAACUGAGCGCUAUGCCACUCAUUACAAUAUGAAUCAUGGGAAGCGUGGGUUGGCAAUUAUAUUCAACCAUGAGUUCUUCAACGUUAGUCACUUGAAGGCACGCUGUGGUACAAAUGUUGAUUGUGAGAACCUCGCUAAUACUCUCAAAAACCUUGGCUUUGAAGUUAAUGAUCUUCAUAACUCGACUCACAAAGAUAUAUCUAAAUACUUGGAAAAGGUGGCAGAAAUGGAUCAUUCCCAGCACGACUGCCUAGUCGUCGCAGUACUAAGUCAUGGAGAGCUUGGCUUGCUGUACGCUCAUGAUACACCGUAUAAGGCUGAUACAAUCUGGUCACACUUCACAUCAGAUAGAUGCCCUACUCUUGCUGGUAAACCUAAACUAUUCUUUAUUCAAGCUUGUCAGGGUGACAGGCUUGAUGGAGGAAUCACUUUGAAGGAAAGGACAGAGACCGAUGGCCAACCUACUGUAACAUUCCGCAUUCCUACACAUGCAGAUUUCUUGAUUGCCUACUCAACUGUGCCAGGAUUUUAUUCUUGGAGAAACACAACUCGUGGUUCAUGGUUCAUGCAGGCUCUCUGCUUGGAGCUCAAGGAGAAUGGUACUCGCUAUGACUUAUUAACUCUCCUUACUUUUGUCUGUCAACGCGUCGCGAUAGAUUUCGAGUCAAACACACCCGACAAUAUAACAAUGCAUCAGCAAAAGCAGAUUCCUUGCAUUACCUCUAUGUUGACGCGUCUGGUCAAGUUUCCACCAGUGCAAAACGGAUCGCAAUAAGUACGUAGCACAAAUACGUAAAAAAAAAAGAAAAAAUACAAUAGAUUAUUGAAUGAGAAACCCUUGCUCAGUCCUUAGAUAAACGUCGUCGAUAUGUUGUAUCGCUUUAUUUUACGCGUUAGAGUUUUUAUUGCUUCGUGACUGUUAUCAUUGAGUCAAAUCAAAUUGCAAUAUUGUGACAACAUUGUAUAAAUGUAUGUGGUAAGCAAUUCUGUGAUAUUGUGUAUUGAGACUUUUUAAUGAGACUAAAUUUUUUAUUUUUUGUCAGUGAUGAAAAUAAUAUUUGAGCGAUUUUGUCAAAAUAUUGAAAACGGUUUAGAAGCAAUGAAAACGUUUUUUGUGAAGGUAUCACAUGUGAUUUAUAUAGAGAAUUGUAACUUUAGCUUGCCAAUAACGCGAGACAUUUCGUGCAAUGUUGAUCCGAGUUUCAAUUGCGCAAGGGUUAAUUUUGAUGGAGAGGUCGAAUUAAACCAAUUUUCAAAUUUUGAAAAUAAAAAGUGAUCGAUGUGUUACCAUUACUGCGUUGUCGGUAGUCGCAACGAAACGCCUUUCUAUUUUCUGUGUUUUCGCUGUUUUUGUGGGAACAAGCCUAAGUUAUUUGGGUCUCAAAGCCUAAGUACUUACGCGAUAGAUAAUCAUUUAUCGAUUAUAUAUGAGCAUUUAUUUAAUAUACCUACUUAACAAGUGUAAGGAAACUUUGCAUUUAUAUUGUCAAUAUACAACUUUACUUGAUCGUAACUUCGAAUGGUGUUUUUUGUACUAGGCUCUUUGAAAAGGCAAACUUUUUACAACGAUGAUCUCUUUUGAUGGUGCCGUGCAUUUAAGCUAUAAUAUUUUAUAAGCCGCGCCGUUUGUGCGAACAAAAUUUUUAUAUUUGAAGGUAAUAUACCGAAUUAUUUGUACCGAUCGUGCAAUUUUUCACAUUGCAAAAAAUGAAUUUUUCUAUGCGUAUAACCGAGUUGUUGAAAAAAAUUUUUUUAUACAAUUAUAUCAUUGUACGUAUUUUUGGACAUUCGCUCGUCGGACAAAGUCGUCAAUACUGAUACUUGGCGUGUUCUGCGAGAAUGCUAUUGUGCCUAAAAUUUAUGAUUUUUAAUCGAUGUCAAAUACUCUUAGCCACGUAAGAACAAAAAAAUGAAUUAAAAAAAUUGUCUUUCACUCAACCGAUGAACGUGUUUUAUUAUGACACAAGAUAAUCAAAUGUGCACACGUACAAAAUCGUGGUAACUGAAGCUACAUUUACGAUUACUAUAUAUAUUUUCGAAUAUCCAUCUAUAUAUUUCUGUAUUACAAAAGAUUAUUUGUACGAUAAAUAAACUGAAAGAAAUAAAUCUAGCUAAACAUA